Molecule: messenger RNA, 1276 nt
Organism: Myodes glareolus (Bank vole)
Lineage: Eukaryota; Metazoa; Chordata; Mammalia; Rodentia; Cricetidae
Product: histone H4
Cellular component (GO): nucleosome
Molecular function (GO): structural constituent of chromatin; protein heterodimerization activity; DNA binding
Source: RefSeq, a predicted model, not a curated record
UUCGUUCAACCAUGUCUGGUCGUGGUAAAGGAGGUAAAGGUCUUGGCAAAGGCGGCGCCAAGCGCCACCGCAAGGUCCUGCGCGACAACAUCCAGGGCAUCACCAAGCCCGCCAUCCGCCGCCUGGCCCGCCGUGGCGGAGUCAAGCGCAUCUCCGGCCUCAUCUACGAGGAGACCCGCGGGGUGCUGAAGGUGUUCCUGGAGAACGUGAUCCGCGACGCGGUCACCUACACGGAGCACGCCAAGCGCAAGACCGUCACCGCCAUGGACGUGGUCUACGCGCUCAAGCGCCAGGGCCGCACCCUCUAUGGCUUUGGUGGUUAAGCUUUGCCUCAUUUAUUCCUCUAUCGCAAAAGGCCCUUUUCAGGGCCACCCACAAACUCAGCAAAGAGCUAUUGCACGUUUUACGAUCUUUAAGCAAAUUCUGACUCGACAGACGGUGUUCGAUAACCUUGUUAAUCCACGUUUUUCGACAUAGUUGUGUCAAGAGCAAGGCGAUGUUUUUAAAAAUGUAACCAGAAAGCCUAUGUAGUGUAAUUUACUACUGAAUACGUUAAUUUAGCAGGCUUGGAAUUAGAAUCCCAUCGUAACCUGAAUUUUUGGGAAUUGCUUGUCGUUGCAUGGCUGGGUAACGUUAAUCUAAGAAGGGCAAGGGACUUGUUCUACACAGAAGGUAUUGAAAGUAUUAAAUGUUUAGCUAUUAUUCACUGUAUACAAUAAGGCCUGACUACAUACUCUUUAUUGGGGACGACUUUUUUAUACACGAACAGUAUAGUUGUCGAAUGGCGUUUUAUCGUUUUAAGUUCGUGUAUGUUGCACGUUUGUACAGUUGCCAGCAGAGGGCGUCGGAUUUCCCCGGAAGUUGCAGUUACAGGUAGUUGUGUUUUGGUAUCCAAAGUCUGGUCUUCAAGAACAGCAUGUGUAUUUUACUAGGCAAUCUCUCUAGUUUUACUAGAGAUCUCUCUCCCCGCUAUGGUCUUUUUGUCACUGCUGAAACCAAGGCCUAGAAUAGAUGAAUAUGAGUUUAAUAUUUGUGGCACUCUUUAAUGCAUAAAACUGCUAAAUCACAAGUUUUAAAAACAGGAUUUUUUUUUUUAAGUAUUUCACACCAGACUGCCCCAGUACUGUUUUUGUUAUGUCGAGCAUUGAAUUUAAGCCCCAACAUUUCCCUAAAAGAACAGGGCUCCUUAAUUUUUAAUACUGCUCUUGUCAAUCUCAUGAAGCCUACAUGUUAUUUUCAUAAAAUAUACAAAAGAUUUCAACUGUAACUCUGUUAG